CCUACUGGGCUGGUUUUAAUGCCUAUAUACAACUUACUUUUAAGUUUUUACGUUUUAUAGUUAAAAAUAGCUGAACUUUUAACCGAAAAUAUGAGUUUCGGGGCUGGGAGACACGGCAAGUCUCCAAAUCUUAAACCCGUUCGCCAGAAGCUGCAGUUUUCGACUAGUGACGGGGAAGAGGACAGCAUUGAAGACGCAAACAACAGCACUGGGGCCGAAUCGGGUUUCACGGAGCUGGACUCUCCAGUACCUUUGCGGCGCAGCCUAGAAAAGAGGCCGGAGGACUUGGGCAACAGUAGCCCGCUAAGCCGAAACCGAGACGACGACGAGUCCUGGGAUGAAGAGGGGUUCGGCUCGCCGUCUCGGGUGAAACCAGCUUUUUACAUGAAAAGCUCUCCAUCGCCACGGAAAAGUCCUCCGGCGUACGAUAGUUCACCCGAGAGGAGUUACAUUCACGAUGACAUGGAAGGCUCCAGCUCGCCUAUCCCGGACUGUCCCGAUACACCACCCCACAAAACCUUCAGAAAACUCCGUCUUUUUGAUACCCCCCACACCCCAAAGAGCUUAUUGUCGAGGGCCAGGACGAUGGGCUCGACGAGCCGGAGAGUCGCCCUCUUUACGAAUGUUGAUUCAACGAGUAAAGCCUGUCUGGACGGUAAACGAAACCAGACACCCAGAGUAAACAUCAACCCCUUCACCCCGGACUCUAUACUGGUGCAGUCAUCGACACUACAGAGAAACAACAGGAAACGAUCACACUGGAAUGAUUCAUGUGGGGAAGACAUGGAUGCAAGUGAUGCCGAGAUUGAAGAUGAGCUGAUUCCACCUUCGAAGAGGAUUACAAUGAUGGAGAAUAACAUGAUGUCCAGAUAUGCAUCUGAAUUCCACGAGUUGGAGAAGAUUGGCUCUGGACAGUUUGGUUCUGUUUUUAAAUGCGUCAAGAGGUUGGACGGCUGUAUUUACGCCAUCAAACGUUCCAAAAAGCCUCUGGCAGGCUCUGUGGAUGAGCAAAAUGCACUUCGUGAGGUAUAUGCACAUGCUGUACUUGGACAGCACCCCCACGUUGUGAGGUAUUAUUCUGCCUGGGCAGAAGACGACCACAUGCUAAUCCAGAAUGAGUACUGCAAUGGUGGAACCCUGUCUGAUGUCAUUGCUGAGAACAACAGGCGCAUGCACUUCCUGUCUGAGUUGGAGCUGAAGGAUCUGCUGCUGCAAGUUUCUCGGGGACUCAAAUACAUUCACUCGACAGCCCUUGUUCACAUGGAUAUCAAGCCAAGCAAUAUAUUCAUUUCACGCAAACCUGCUGCUAGUGUAGAAGAAUUUGAAGAUGAAGAAGAUGGCCCCACCACAAAUGUGGUGUACAAAAUAGGUGAUUUAGGCCAUGUUACAACGGUUACCAAUCCACAAGUCGAAGAAGGUGACAGCAGGUUCCUUGCAAAUGAAGUUCUUCAAGAGGAUUACAGUAAUUUGAAAAAAGCAGAUAUAUUUGCUCUUGCUCUGACUGUAGUCAGUGCGUCUGGAGCAGAGCCUCUUCCUACCAAUGGAGACAAGUGGCACAAAAUCCGACAGGGCAUUCUGCCCCAUAUCCCUCAAGUGCUUUCUCAGGAAUUUUUAAGCUUGCUGAAGCUUAUGAUUCAUCCUGACCCAACACGACGACCCUCGACCUCAGAACUUGUCAGGCAUCCUGUUCUUCUGACUGCAUCCAGAAUGAGUGCUGACCAGCUGCGUGUAGAGCUUAAUGCAGAGAAAUUCAAGAACGCACUUUUGCAGAAGGAGCUGAAGAAAGCUCAGAUGGCGAAGGCUGCAGCGGAGGAGAGGGUUCUAACCACAGACCGUGUUCUUACACGUUCCACAAUCCAGUCCAGCUCCAGAGCUUCCCGACUCAUCGGAAAAAAGAUGAACCGCUCGGUUAGCCUCACCAUUUACUGAACUGAACUCCAGUCUAAGGAGAUGACCAAUCCUGAGUGGUAACUACAGUGGUGCUUAAGAAAGACCGGUGCUUCUGCACAGACUAUUUUGACUAGCCAGAAGGGUGAGACGGACUAUCCUGUGACUUAUAGUGCUUAUACUGUUUGGUACACGCACUGUGGUCUUUACUGAAGAUUGGGUUCUUCUGUGUUACAUUAACAGAAGCCCUUGAGCAUAUGAUGCAGAUCUGCCUUGCCGUUUAGGUUUGCCUUUAUAAAAUCUCUUGACAGAAUUGCCCUAAGAUGGACACAUUUUUAGUAUAGUUCUGUCCUCCUGAUCUUUGCUUUAAGUUCCAUAGGCAAUGGUCAGAAUGGUCUCCCUGCACUUGCUUUCUCAAAGGUGCAGUGUUGCUCUUUACCAAAUGAGAGAUGUGUGCCCCUGUUGAGCCCAUUUAUAUGUGAAUGUACCAGAUCAAAGAUUUGUGCACCUUACUGCCUGUGAAAAAAAGAAACGCCUGUUGGGCCACAGAAGCUGGGGCUUGAGUUGGAUUGCCAUUAAAUUGAGCACUUUGGAGGCAAUGGGGAGCUUGCCACAGAAAGCCUGCUGCUAUUCAUGUUCGUCUGUAUUCAGUUAGGGUUGGAAGAUUUUUAUUUUAAGAAUAACUUUAAAUCAUUUUAUCCAUCCAAGCAAGCGAGCAAUAUUUUGAGCUCAUUAUUCAAACAUGUUUGCUCCAGUGUCACUUUUGUUGCAGAUUACAUUCAUCGUUUUUUUCUUUUGAAUUAACCAUGUGGCAAAUGUAUGCUUAACUGAAAGCCAACGAUGAUUUAAAUGUACAUAUGCCAUUCACAUCUCCAACCCUGUUUGUAGCAUUAAAACAAUCUUUGUCCAGUUCAUCAAAUGUCUUUUAGUAAAUAAUGUCUUAUUUUCACUUUUGUCAUAUCAUCCUCAUUGCUAGGGUACUGUUUAGAUUAUUUGGUCUUGUUAACUCUUUGUUUGUAAAUAUGUUCAUUUUAAUAAACCCUUUACCCAUACUGGUCAA
Messenger RNA from Danio rerio (zebrafish), 2947 nucleotides. It is a transcript of the gene wee1, whose product is annotated as WEE1 G2 checkpoint kinase. The record is from RefSeq and is marked validated. Gene Ontology annotation, biological process: mitotic cell cycle. Gene Ontology annotation, molecular function: ATP binding; protein tyrosine kinase activity; transferase activity. NCBI's taxonomy places the organism in Eukaryota, Metazoa, Chordata, Actinopteri, Cypriniformes, Danionidae. Gene Ontology annotation, cellular component: nucleus.